GAAAGUGGAAAAAAGUGUUUGGCGAUGUCUUGCAAAAAAAUCACGCCUAAAACAGAAAUAUUUCAAGAAAAAAGCAAUUAUUUUGGAAUGCAUUGAAUGUKCCUGUUGGUUGAGAUGAUUUUUUUGAGCAGUUUUACCAAGUUUGUUAGGUUUCUGCUCCUCAACAUGUAAUUCUUGGGAUGCCUUUGUUUCUUGAGCAGCUAACACAAAGAAAUGUUUCAUGGAUGGCGCUAAGAAUGACAUACCAGUGAAAGGAGAAUAUUAUGUUUCACACAAUGAUCGUUAUGCAGUUAAAUUAACGAUCAAAGAUGCACGCCCUGAUGUUAAUGAUCUGCUUUACAACAAGGAUAAUGCUGAUAAGGGAAAGUUUGCAUUUACGUUUGAUUUUGAUGGGGUUAUGGAAAUCUGCUUUGAAAAUAAAGCCCCAGCAGGAAGUGGAGCUGAUCGUAUCGUGUCACUAAAUGUAUUUCUUGGUUUUGAAACAAAGGACUACAAAGAUAUUGCCACAGCCCAAAAACUUGCUCCUGAGGAAGCAAAUGUGAUGAGACUGUCUGACAUGUCCCAAGAUCUUAUUAAGAGUUUUGGUUGGCUCAUCGUUAAAGGGGAUGAACGGCACAUAGCUAAUGAAUCCACCAGUGGUCACAUAUUAUACCUAGGAACAUUUCUUAGUUUCCUGUUAGUGGCGUUAACUGCUGGACAACUCAUCUACCUGCAUAGAUUCUUUUCUUCCAAGAAACUCAUAUAAUAACCACAAUACGACAAGGAAAUAUAAAGUCACUAUUAUUUAAUAAUUAUUAUAGAAUAUUAAGCCUGUUCUUUAGAAUUUUUUGUUUCUAGAAAGUGUUUCAAGGAAACAUUAAAAAUAUUGUCAUGCUUCUAUUACUGUGCGCACACACUAACGCACACUAACCAGGACCACUUGAAGAAAGUUAACUAAUCAGGGAAUAGAUUGAAAAAGAAAGGAAUCAAACUUUAAAGUCAAACUUGAACCAAUCAGGGGCAAGCAACAAAGCCUAUACCUGAUAAUAUAUUGCUGGUUUGCAAUCAUUCCCAAGAGAGUGAAAUAACGAAAGACCUGGCAGCCAUGUUGGAUGACAUAACAAAAGAGACUAAUGAUGGAUCUUUUGUUAAAUUCAUCCAACAUGGCAGCUGUGAAAACCAUCAAUAUGAGAAAAACUGCAGCAACUGUGGGAAUAAGAGAUAUUGAUUUUGCUCUCUGCUGAUUGGCUAAAGGUUAGAUUGCAAGUAGUCCUGGUUGGUGUAACCACACUGUAAAAGCAGUCACCUAUGGGUAAUAAUAUAACCACCUAGCUUGCAGCUGAAUGGAGGUUGGCCAAUGUUCUAUGUUAUAAUUAUGUUGCUAGAAUAGUUUUACUUAACUGUGAAAAAAUAGAUUAGUAGAUCUCAUAUCCAUUGUUUACUUUCGUGUCUAUUUAUGUCUAUUACACAAGUAUAGUAUAGUAGUAAUAAAUUAUGCGUUCGGUGUGUGUAAUGAAAUAGAGAAAAAAAGAGAAAAAUAUCAAAUGCCCUUGACAGGAAUCGCACCCACGUCUUCUGUAUUCCAGCCCGAUGUGUUAACCACUACACCCU
This is a messenger RNA of Actinia tenebrosa (Australian red waratah sea anemone), 1590 nucleotides long. Its product is annotated as transmembrane emp24 domain-containing protein 10. Lineage: Eukaryota; Metazoa; Cnidaria; Anthozoa; Actiniaria; Actiniidae. The record is from RefSeq and is a predicted model, not a curated record.